UGUUUCUUGUUCUCCUCUCAGCUCCUGUGCACGGUGGUGGCUGACAUCUCAGCCCGAGCUUUGACCACAUCCACCGCAGACGACCAGCCCCUCCUCUCUCCACGCCACUAUCAGCACACAGACCGGGACUCUGGCACCCAGCUGGUCUGUGACAAGUGCCCAGCAGGCACCUACGUCUCCGUCCACUGCUCUCCGACAACAGUGAGGGAGUGCAGCCCCUGCCCCAGUGGCACCUUCACACGGGGCGAGAACGGCGUCCAGCAAUGCCACCGCUGUCGGGCUCCGUGUCCCGCAGGCUUCAUCGAGAAGGCGCCGUGCAUGGCCACCCAGGACCGAGUCUGCACCUGUCCGCCCAACACAUUCCUGUUGAAGAGCGGUGGUCUGGAGUGCAAGCCCCACUCCCUGUGCCCACCCGGGACCCGGGUGAAAAGGCGCGGCAACGAAAAGGAAGACGUUCUCUGCAAGCCGUGCACGAAGGGCACGUUUUCUCAGGUGGAAUCCAGCGCCAUGAGUUGCAGAAAUCACACAGACUGCAAAGCUCUGGCAAGGCUGCUGUUGACACCAGGGACAAGACAAACGGAUAACGUGUGUGGACCCCCUUCUGCCACUUUGUCAUCUGUCCCCCCGACCACUCCACUGGGGCCUGCACAGGCUGUGUUUGUUCAGGAGACGAUGAUGUCAUCGGUCUCCCCAUCAUUGAAUGGGCAUGAACGUAAAGAUCCCUUGAGCCAGUCAGCAGCCAUUCAACUGAGGAAAACUGUAGGCGGGGAAGACGGAGGAGUGGAGUUAAUGCUUACCCAUUCUGGCGUCCCCACCCCACCAAAUCAGGAAGCGUCAUGGACUCCCUUGUCAGUGGCUCGAAAGCAAGCCAUGGAUCUCAAGCAAGAAUUGGGCAAGUCUGAUGCUGAUCCUGAGCCUGGGGCAAAUAAACCAAGAAUGGAGGGUCCAGUAGGCCCAGAAGUAGUUAGGGUUGGAACAAGCAUCAGUAACGUGGUUAACUCGGGGAAUGCGGGUGAAGCCUCCAACUACUACAGGCCCAACCGCAGAGGGUCACCAAGGCCGACCAUGCACGAUCAUUUUGACAUCAACGAGCACCUGCCCUGGAUGAUAGUUCUGUUGCUCCUGCUGGUGCUGGUCGUGAUCGUGGUGUGCAGCGUCAAGAGGAGCUCUCGGGUGCUGAAGAAGGGCCCCAUGCAGGACCCAAGCAGCAUCAUGGAGAAGGCAAUUCACAAGAAGACAUCUGGGACUCCAACACAGGUCAGAGAGAAGUGGAUCUACUACUACUCCAAUGGCCAAG
Messenger RNA from Poecilia latipinna (sailfin molly), 1297 nucleotides. RefSeq names its product tumor necrosis factor receptor superfamily member 21-like. Lineage: Eukaryota; Metazoa; Chordata; Actinopteri; Cyprinodontiformes; Poeciliidae. The transcript is spliced from 2 exons. The record is from RefSeq and is a predicted model, not a curated record. The annotation marks the transcript as partial. Gene Ontology annotation, cellular component: plasma membrane. Gene Ontology annotation, biological process: negative regulation of B cell proliferation; adaptive immune response; negative regulation of T cell proliferation. Gene Ontology annotation, molecular function: protein binding.